AUGGUACGAGUUAAACAGACAGCACACAAAUCCGUAGCAGGUUAUGCUCACUACUUGAAAGUGAAGAAGGAUUCUUUGACACCUGUCAAGCCCGUUGUGGAUGACAACCCUGCUGAAGAGAACCCAGCUCCAGAAGAGAGAAAAGAAAUAGAAAAAGCCACAGAUGCUCUUAAGAAUAUGGAACAAGGAAGAAAUGUGAAUGAUACAUCUGUGAUAUAUUCAACAGACAGUAAUGGAACCAAUUCAUUUGGGGGCAGUCUGAGCCUGGAAGAAAGAAAAUCAUUUUUUCAAUAUGAUGGGAGCAGAGAAAUAUCUUGUGGGUUUCUAAGUCCUCAAGACACUGGAUUCAAAGUCUCUAGUAAAGAUCGCCAAGCUAUGGAUUCUUGCAGGGGUCUAGUUGUAGUUUCUGCCAUUUUUGGAGCUUAUGACAAGCUCAGGCAGCCAAGACAUGUUAAGAAAAUCACAGCCCAAAGUGUUUGUUUUUUCAUGUUUGUAGAUCAAGAAACCCUAGAAUCCCUAGCCCACAAUAACAUAAGGCCAGAUGAAUUCCACAAAAUUGGAUUGUGGAGGGUUGUGUUGGUUACAAGCUUGCCUUACAAUACUUCUGUGAUGAAUGGAGUCAUACCAAAGCAUCUGAUUCACAGGAUUUUCCCAAACAGUAUUUAUAGCAUAUGGGUGGAUGCUAAGCUUCAAUUGGUAGUUGAUCCAUUCAUAAUUUUAGAUGCUCUGCUUAUAAGAAAAAAUGGCAGCAUGGCCAUUGCAAAGCAUCCUUACAAUAUCCAUACUAUGGAGGAAGCUAUCUUUACUGUCAGAUGGCACAAAUGGAAUAAGCAGGCUGUGCUUCAUCAAAUGGAGAGCUAUUGUAAAGAGGGUUUGCAGCCAUGGAAUCCUUCAAAGCUACCAUUUGAUAGUGAUGUUCCUGACACUGGAUUGAUACUAAGAAAGCAUGAAAUUGCAACAAAUCUGUUUUCAUGUCUGCUAUUCAAUGAAUUGGAGGCAUUCAAUCCAAGAGAUCAGCUUGCAUUUGCUUAUGUCCGAGAUAUGAUGAGCCCAAAGCCUGUGAUAAGUAUGUUCGAGGUUGGUGUGUACAACUCCAUUACUUCUGAAUAUCGUCAUAAUAUUCUUGUGAAGAAAGAAAGCAUGGUAAACAAUUUAGCAGAUACCCAUUUGCAGGAGUCUAUAAUAUCUUUGGGUCAAAAAUCGGCCUGUCAAAAUUACUUGAACACAAUGUGGGAUAACUACUUGUUCAAUAAUUUUUACAAAUGUCAAAAUAUCAGAGGUUCCAUAUCUAUCCAGCCAGAUGAGGAGGCAGAGAUAUCAUGGCCUGUAUUUUUAUAUCCUGCAUCUUAUGGACCAGAGAAGUACAGAUUGCGCCAAGGCAUGGCCAUGGAAAAUUCAUCUUCUAUCUUUUCAUCACAUAGAUCAGACAUUUCGAAUUACAUCCAGUAA
Cryptomeria japonica (Japanese cedar) is the source of this 1449-nucleotide messenger RNA. RefSeq names its product alkaline ceramidase TOD1-like. The transcript has 5 exons. NCBI's taxonomy places the organism in Eukaryota, Viridiplantae, Streptophyta, Pinopsida, Cupressales, Cupressaceae. The coding region runs from base 1 to 1449 and encodes 482 amino acids. The record is from RefSeq and is a predicted model, not a curated record.